Messenger RNA from Acytostelium subglobosum LB1, 2685 nucleotides. RefSeq lists its product as hypothetical. Gene Ontology annotation, molecular function: ATP binding; RNA binding; RNA helicase activity. NCBI's taxonomy places the organism in Eukaryota, Evosea, Eumycetozoa, Acytosteliales, Acytosteliaceae. The transcript has 2 exons. The coding region runs from base 1 to 2685 and encodes 894 amino acids. The record is from RefSeq and is a predicted model, not a curated record.
AUGAAGGAACAGGAGAGAUUGGAUGAGGAUAUGAGGAAGCGAAGAGAAAAGGUGGAGAGGUGGAGGAAGGAGAAGGAGGAGCAAGAGAAGCAAGCAUUGGCCGCUGCAGGAGCAGAACAGGCCAGUCAGGAUGUCGAGGCAGUGGCUUCCAACGCUGCUGAUCAUAAAUGGAGUCUGGACGAUGACGAGGAAGAGAAGGAUAAGGAUCAAAAUCAGGAUGGCGAUCAGGAGAAGGAAAAGGAUACAGAGAUGAAGCCAGCGCAAAUAGAUGAAGAGAAGAAGGAGGCAAAGACUGACGCCCCCGCACCGACAACAGACGCGAUGAUGGCAAAGGAGACAGCACCACAAGCAUCAGAACAAGUCGAAGAUGAUGAAGAGGAUCCAUUGGACGCCUUCAUGAACCAAAUGCUAAGCAAGGAACAGAAGAAGCAGCAACAACAACAAGAGCAACAACAGAAAGCCACGAGUAGCAUUUCGACAAAUGGUGCAUCAAACUCAUCUGCCGCGGCCAACAGUGGUGCCGGAGGUAGUGGCAUCAAGGCAGUGCGACUUGAGGAUGGCGAGGAGGCAGCCCAAGCGAUGGAAGAGGAGUCCGACGACGAGAGCGACAAGUUGAAAGAGGUGAAGAAGGGUAAGCGUGAACUCCUCAGCACCGACCAUGCCAAGAUGGACUACCCUGACUUUGAGAAGAACUUUUACAUCGAGGUACCCUCACUGGCCAACAUGACCGACACCGAAGUUAUCGACGCACGCUACGAGAUGGGCAUCAAGAUCGCCGGCAAGAACUGUCCCAAGCCCAUCCAGACCUGGUCGCAGUGUGGACUGCCUGAGAAGAUUCAUCAACUACUUAAGACUCACAAGUAUGAGAAACCAACUUCGAUUCAGGCACAGACGAUACCCGCCAUUAUGAGCGGUCGCGAUGUGAUUGGAAUUGCCAGGACUGGCUCGGGCAAGACACUGGCCUUCCUUUUGCCAAUGUUCCGUCAUGUGCUGGCGCAGGAGAAGCCAAAGGCGGGCGAGGGCAUGGUUGGCCUGAUCAUGUCGCCAACACGUGAGCUUGCGCUACAGAUCUACUCUGAGUGCAAGAAGUUCUCCAAGGUGCUUGGUCUGCGCGUCAGCUGUGUCUAUGGUGGUGCCAACAUUGGUGAACAGAUCUCGGAUCUCAAGCGUGGCGCAGACAUUGUCGUCUGCACACCUGGUCGCAUGAUCGAUAUCCUGUGCGCCAACAACAAGCGUAUCACCAAUCUUCGUCGUGUAAGCUUCGUCGUACUCGACGAGGCCGACAGAAUGUUCGACCUGGGCUUUGGCCCACAGAUCACGUGCGUAAUCGACAAUGUGCGACCUGAUCGCCAGACAGUCAUGUUCUCUGCGACAUUCCCAUUCAAGGUGGAGCAGGUGGCACGCAAGAUCCUUACAAAGCCACUGGAGAUCAUUUGUGGCGGUCGUUCAAUCGUUUGUGCGGACGUGGAGCAGAUCGUCGAGGUUCGACCCAACGAGACAAGGUAUCGUCGUCUGCUCGAGCUACUGGCCAUUUGGUAUCACAAGGGCUCUAUCCUCAUCUUUACCAACAAACAGGACACCACCGACACACUCUUUGGCCAGCUUAGCAGGGCCGGCUACGAAUGUCUGUCGCUGCACGGCAGCAAGGAUCAGACGGAUCGUGACGAGACCAUAUCAGACUUUAAGAACAAGAUCAAGAAGAUCCUCAUCGCCACCCCACUUGCCUCACGUGGACUCGAUGUCAAGGACCUGAACCUGGUUGUCAACUUUGAUUGCCCCGACCAUCUCGAGGACUAUGUUCACCGUGUUGGUCGUACUGGCAGAGCUGGCAACAAGGGAACAGCGUACACAUUCAUCUUACAGGAGGAGAGCAGGUUCGCGCCAAGCAUUAUCAAGGCUCUCGAGCAGUCUGGUGCCAAGGUACCAGAGGAGCUGGUCAAGCUAGGCCAAGAGUAUGCCAAGCUGCGACAAGAGGGCAAGGAGAUCAAGGUGUCGAGUGGAUACGGAGGUCGUGGUCACAAGUUUGAUGCGGCCGAGGAGGAGCGAAAGAAGGAGAAGAGGAAGCUUGAGAAGAAACAGUACGACAUUGACGAUGAUGAGGAUGACGACGAGGUCAAGGAAGUCAAGGAGGAUACCAAGACUCCACCCGUCACAGCCACACCAACAGCUGAUGUCACUCCAGCACCCGAAACCCCUCUCAACGGCACGCCAGCCACACCAGCAGAUGGUCUAUCGGCCGGCGAGCAGGCAAUCAAACAAAUUCAACAAGUCGUUGCCACACCACUGCAGAUCAGUACAGAGGCGGCCAUUCGUGCCGCACAGCAAGCCGUGGCCGUGGCGACUGGCGUGGUCAAAGCACCAGUCAAGCCACCAAGAGUAUCGCAGCAUUUGGCCACCUUCCACGACGAGGUGGAGAUCAAUGAUUACUCACAGCAGGCCAGAUGGAAGGUUACACACAAGGACGCCAUGCAACAGAUCAUCGAGAUGACUGGCACAGCCAUCACUGCAAAGGGUCUGUACUUCCCGCCCAACAAGCCAGUGCCAGCUGGUCAGAAGAAGCUUUCAUUGCUCGUCGAAGGUCCGACUGACUCUGGCGUGCGCACCGCCGUUGCAGAGAUCAAGAGAAUCUUGGACGAGGCACAACUGCUAUCACACUCAGAUAAAGGAAAGUACUCAAUAUUCUAA